CCUAAAAAUGGAGUUCCUGAUGAGACAGGGGCUGGGCCGAGCUAUGCGAGGUAUCUGGGGCUUGGCUGCUCAGCCUGGCCCUCAGUCUCUGCAAGCGUGUGUCCUGAGCCCAAGAGUACUGCUUGUUGGAGCCCAGGAGUUGGGGAGUUGGUCCUCGGGCCCAGGAGGGACAGAGGGGAGGGACCGAAUCCACUUCUCUGCUCCCCACUUUUCUCAGUCAGUCCUCUGGAGUCUUCCGGCCGCUUUCCCGCACUCAGGUUUCCUGGGAAAGUGAAAAGAAACUUCUCCCAGAUGGAGAGAGUGCACCUGUUCAUCGUGGGGGUCUACCUGCUGUCCUCCUGCCGGGCAGAAGAGGGGCUCAACUUCCCCACGUAUGACGGCAAGGACCGCGUGGUCAGUCUCACGGAGAAGAACUUCAAGCAGAUUUUGAAGAAAUACGAUGUGCUCUGCCUCUACUACCAUGAGGCAGUGUCCUCAGACAAAGUCGCACAGAAACAGUUCCAACUGAAAGAAAUUGUGCUCGAGCUUGUGGCCCAGGUCCUGGAACAUAAAGAUAUAGGCUUUGUGACGGUGGAUGCCAAGAAAGAAGCCAAGCUUGCCAAGAAACUGGGUUUUGAUGAAGAAGGAAGCCUGUAUGUUCUUAAGGGUGAUCGUACGAUUGAGUUUGAUGGCGAGUUUGCUGCUGACGUCCUGGUGGAAUUUCUUCUGGAUCUAAUUGAAGACCCUGUGGAGAUCAUCAACAGCAAGCUGGAGGUCCAAGCCUUCGAACGCAUUGAGGACCAGAUCAAACUCAUUGGCUUUUUCAAGAGUGAGGACUCGGAGUAUUACAAGGCUUUCGAAGAGGCAGCUGAACACUUCCAACCUUAUAUCAAAUUUUUUGCUACCUUCGACAAAGGGGUUGCAAAGAAAUUGUCCUUGAAGAUGAAUGAGGUUGACUUCUAUGAGCCAUUUAUGGAUGAGCCCAUUGCCAUCCCUGACAAACCUUACACAGAAGAGGAGAUCGUGGAGUUUGUGAAGGAGCACCAAAGACCCACCCUACGUCGCCUGCGUCCAGAAGACAUGUUUGAAACAUGGGAAGAUGAUUUGAAUGGGAUCCACAUUGUGGCCUUUGCAGAGAGGAGUGACCCAGAUGGCUACGAGUUCCUGGAAAUCCUGAAACAGGUUGCUAGGGAUAAUACCGACAACCCUGACCUGAGCAUUGUGUGGAUCGACCCGGAUGACUUUCCUCUGCUCGUUGCCUAUUGGGAAAAGACUUUCAAGAUUGAUCUAUUCAAGCCACAGAUUGGGGUGGUGAAUGUGACAGAUGCUGACAGUGUCUGGAUGGAGAUCCCUGAUGACGAUGACCUGCCCACAGCCGAGGAGCUGGAGGACUGGAUCGAAGAUGUGCUUUCUGGAAAGAUAAACACUGAAGAUGAUGACAAUGAAGAUGGGGAUGAUGGCGGCGACGAUGAGGAUGAGGACGAUGAUGAUGGUGAUAAUUCUGAUGAGGAGUCUAAUGGUGACAGUGACGAUGAUGAUGAGUAGCUCUGACUCCAGCUGGUGGAUGAAAGCACAAUCAUAGCUGCCCACUGCCCUGCAGAUAGCCCCGGGGGGCGGCAAGCAGCCCUGGCCCCCUCCCACCAGCACCUUCCCCCUUUUCCUAUCCCUUUUCCCACCCCCUUAUUGGGAGCUGUACCGUUCCACAAAUGCCUCUAAACCCAGUAAUCCCACUCAGCAGGGACAGGUGGGGAAUUAUUCCCAUGUGGACUGUCUUGAUUGUCUUGGAAAAGCUCGUUCUUUGCUAGACCUUCCAUGGUCAUGGCAGUGCCAGAACCUGGCAGUCUGGGGACAACAAUCCCCUGACACCUUGACUCAAGUUUACUUGUUGUCUUUGAUGGGACAGUAACAGAAAUUGACAGCUGGAAAACUCAAAGCAUAGAGUGAUCUCACAGUCAGAGCCCAGGGAGACCCAAGAUUAAUCCAUUUAGCCCCUGUGCCUAGAACAUCAGUGACAAUCCCUCCUUAAGGCAAGAGGUUCCCUCCUAGGAGAGGCUCAGCCUUAGAAACAAGUUUCUAAAUCAGGUUCUCUUGGCUCUAUUAAACUGAUUAUGUCAAGUGUUUGUCACGCCAUUAUGAACUCAGAUCCAAGUGUUUGGACAGCUAUCGGGAGGCCUUGAAACACAUGUGUACAGAUGUCCCAAUCAUUUUUGGUAUGUUGGGAUAUGGGAUGGGAGGUUGAUUUGCUUUCUGAACUUCCCUUUAGUGACAAGUCUCACAUGAUAGGCAAGGGGGUGGGGGAACUGGAAGGAUGAAAUGUUUUCAGUUUUUCCUGCUGGGUUCAUGCCCCUGAUUGAGUCAGCUGGCUUCCUAGCCUGAGCUGGGAUCUGGAUACCCUUUUCUGUUGCUGUGAGUGAGCCCUCCCAUUGGGAGGGAAAGUUGGUUUAUCCAGAGGUCGAUCAAUGCUCCAUUUGUCAGCCCUCCCACACUUGAGCAGGACAAUAGCUAGAGUUCAUAAUGGUGCCCUGAGGCACUGAGAAAACCCCAAAGUGCCUUCCAAACUAUCUAGAGGUUACCUUGUGCUCGUAGUUUUAGCAUUAAGAGUGCAUUUAUCAUGUUCUAAUUUAUUUUCAAUCUCUUAACACAUGUGUAAGACACUGUGCAAAUUCUUUGGAAAUAGAGUAAUCCUUUUAUGGAACAGUAGCCAACUAACUGUCAUUAAACUUUGAAAAUAUUGAGACUAUCUUAAAAAUCCUCACUUCGUUUUUCUGAUCCUGUCAUUCUCUCUUGGUUCCUGUUCUACCUCUCUGUUCCUUCUUUGUUUUCCUUUCUGCCCCCUCUUCCCCUUCCUGCCCUUUAAAUGACAGUGUGUCACAGUAUCUCUCAACCCUAACAUUCUUCCAAGGUACUAUCAUCCAUGUCCAUCAGCUGCCACUUGUGUACGAUGACCUCCAAAUUUGGGUCUUUAACCUUGACCACUCUCUUAGUUUUAGACCCACCCAUUCAUCUUGGUUCGGAGGGUGCACAAGCAAUUCAAACAAUAGAGCGAAACCCCAAUUCACUACCUUCUGCCCUCAAUUCUCCUCCUCUAAAUGGUGUCCCAGAUUGGAAGAGUGAUAUCACCACGUAUCUACUUGUCUAGGCAACCAGAAGGGGCAUUUUACACAUACUCCCAGUCAUGGAAAUUGUCCUUUAAAUUAUAGUACAUAUUUACUUGUCUGUCCUUUUGUUAAAUUGUAGGCUUCUUAGAGGAAAGGAAUUAAUUUAUCUUUGUAUCUGCAGCAGCUAGCACUCUGUCCAGCACAAAGUGGAUGUUCAUUUAUUGAACUGAUGGGUGAAUAACUGAUUAACCAGAAUACCUAUAAUUCCCCAGCACUGUUGGAUAACAAUGGUUACAAGACCUCCUUAUUUUUAUUUCUCGCCCUCACAAAGUGAGGCAGACACGUGCCAAGCUGGACUAUGACGCCAUCUGGCCAGAUCCAAGCACACCUCUAAUAAGCUCUUGGGGAGGUACAUUUUCAAAGCAAUCAUUGAAGUUAAUCUUUCAACUAGCCAAGGAAUGUGGUCUGUCAUGAAAGUGGUCUAUUCUCCAACCCAGGAAAAUUCUCUUAUUCCUGGAGGCCUGAGUAAUAUGCAUUAAGUUAAUGUGUGGUAGUCCCGCGUUAGAAGACUGAGUGGUAAGCUAGUACUGUCUGUAAGUAGUAGUGCUGUUCAGUCAUUGGUCUAAGCCUUUUUAAACUGGUAUUUAUUGAAUGUUUGGUAUGUGCCUGAAGCACUAGGCUACGUGGUUUACAGGUAUUAUGUCAUUUAAUCCUUACAAAGUUCUUAUGAAGUCUUGUUAUUACCCCCCAUUUUACAGAUGAGGAAACUAAGAUGCAGAAGGCCCAAGAAAUUUUCCCAGGGUCACACAAUCACUUUAAAGGAGUA
Messenger RNA from Enhydra lutris kenyoni (northern sea otter), 3903 nucleotides. RefSeq names its product calsequestrin 2. The transcript has 11 exons. Gene Ontology annotation, molecular function: calcium ion binding. The record is from RefSeq and is a predicted model, not a curated record. Gene Ontology annotation, biological process: regulation of cardiac muscle contraction by regulation of the release of sequestered calcium ion. Bases 292 to 1524 code for a protein of 410 amino acids. NCBI's taxonomy places the organism in Eukaryota, Metazoa, Chordata, Mammalia, Carnivora, Mustelidae. Gene Ontology annotation, cellular component: sarcoplasmic reticulum lumen.